This is a messenger RNA of Rodentolepis nana, 408 nucleotides long. Lineage: Eukaryota; Metazoa; Platyhelminthes; Cestoda; Cyclophyllidea; Hymenolepididae. The record is from the annotation of a GenBank genome assembly.
AUGUCAAAAUGUGUUCGAGCCUUUCAAUGCAGUGAAUGCCAAAAGAGUUUUUCGCGGAAUUCGGAUCUGCAGAAACACAUUGAUGCUGUACACAAAGGUCUACGGCCGUAUGAAUGUAUAACGUGCCAAAAACGCUUCUCCCAGAAGUCUAGUCUCAAACGCCACCGGGAAGCCGUUCAUGAAGGUAUAAAAGCGUUUCAAUGCACUCACUGUUCUGCGCGGUUCUCCUACGAUGUCCAUCUGAAGCGCCACACACGAGCUAAGCACAAGAACCUCGGCUCAAAUAGCAACAACAACAAUGGUGGCGGUGGCAAUUCAGCAACCACUACAAUGGCCAGCCUCUCCUCCAAUAGUUUGCCUUCUAGUCCUGUCUUCCAGCCCACUUCUCUGCGCCAGGCCUCAAUUUGA